UUCCCUCAAAUCAAUAAUAGUGAUGAAAAAGUGUCAAAUGUAUGUAAUUAAAUUGAAUCUCAGGGACUAAUUAAAUUGAAUGUUCAAACAAGAGGGAUUGAAUUGUAAGUAGUACCUACAUAAGGAACUGAAUAACAAUUAAAUCCGAUACAAUUAACACCUUGAACCCAUUACAUUACUAUUCGUUCAGAACGACUUCUGAAAUUUAAUCCACCGCUGCCUCUCUGCUUUUGCUUUACCCAGCCUCCUCUUGCUUCCGUUAACUUCGCCGUCGCUGUAUUCCUCCGCCGUCUCGGGAAUUUAAAUCAGGUUCAUCCGCCGCUGCCUCUUCUUUUGCUUUACCCAGCCUCCUCCUGCUUCAGUUAACUUCGCCGUCGCUGGCAUUCCUCCGCCGUCUCCGGAAUUCAAUCAGGUGAUUUUCAAUGCUAUUGCUUGAAAUUUUUGGCUAAGAGUAGAUAUGCAGAGAUUUACUUCGAAAUCAAUCUAUUUUUUGAACAAACACUGCAGCUCUCACUCAAUUUUCGUACAACUCUACCAUAAAACUCAGGAUUUCACCAACAAUCCAAAAAAUGGGUUUGGCAUUGUUUGUCUCAAAACUCAAGAAGAUAAAAGCAAGUCAGAGCUUGACAAUCGCAGCAACAAUGCUGACGAGUUUUCGAAGGAUGUGGAAAAGGUAUACCGAUUACUCAGAAACUAUCAUACUAGAGUUCCAAAACUAGAGCUUGCCUUGGAAGAAUCCGGUGUCGAGAUGCGCGCGGGCUUAACUGAACGCGUAUUGAACCGCUGCGGUGAUGCAGGGAAUUUAGGGUAUAGGUUUUUCGUUUGGGCGUCGAAGCAGCCGGGUUAUAGGCAUAGCUACGAGAAUUAUAAGGCUAUGGUUAAGAUCUUUAGUAAAAUGAGACAAUUCGGUGCUGUUUGGGGUUUACUAGAGGAAAUGAGGAAAGAUAAUAGUGAGAUGAUAACGAGUGAGUUGUUCGUUGUUCUGAUGAGGCGGUUUGCUUCAGCUAGAUUAGUUCAGAAGGCGAUUGAAGUAUUAGAUGAGAUGCCGAAGUAUGGAUGCGAGCCUGAUGAGUAUGUGUUUGGUUGUUUGUUGGACGCGCUGUGUAAGAACGGUAGUGUUAAGGAAGCGGCUUCUCUUUUUGAGGAUAUGAGAGUGAGGUUUAAGCCAAGCUUGAAGCAUUUUACUAGUUUGUUGUAUGGUUGGUGCAAAGUAGGAAAGUUAUUAGAGGCUAAACAUGUGUUGGUACAAAUGCAGGAGGCGGAGUUUGAGCCGGAUAUUGUUGUGUAUAAUAAUCUUUUAAGUGGUUACGCUAUGGCAGGAAAAAUGGCGGAUGCUUUUGAUUUGGUAAAGCAGAUGAGGAGUAAGGGGUGUGAGCCUAAUGCGAAUUCGUAUACUAUUUUGAUACAGGCGCUUUGUGGGCAGGAGAAGAUGGAUGAAGCGAUGAGGGUUUUUGUUGAGAUGGAAAGGAGUGGCUGUGAAGCAGAUGUUGUGACUUAUACUGCAUUAAUUAGCGGGUUUUGUAAGUGGCGUAAGGUAAAUAGAGGAUACCAGAUUUUGGAUACUAUGAUACAGAAAGGGCAUAUGCCUAAUCAGUUGACUUACUUGCACAUAUUGUUGGCCCAUGAAAAGAAUGAAGAUUUGGAAGAGUGUGUGGAAUUAAUGCGUAAGAUGCAAUCUGUUGGCUGUGUUCCCGACCUUAGUACUUAUAAUAUAGUGAUAAGGCUGGCUUGCAAGUUAGGAGAAGUGAAAGAGGGUGUUCGACUUUGGAAUGAAAUCGAAGCAAACGGCUAUAGUCCAGGGCUUGACACUUUUGUUAUUAUGAUUAAUGGGUUUCUUGCUCAAGGAUGCUUGAUUGAGGCUUCGACGUACUUCAAAGACAUGGUUGCGAGGGGCCUUUUAUCAUCUCCUCAGUACGGUAUCCUAAAGACAUUAUUUAAUGCUUUGUUGAGAGAUGAUAAGCUUCAUAUCGCUAAGGAUGUUUGGAGUUGUAUUGUGACAAAAGGAUGCGAGCUUAAUCCAGAUGCAUGGACAAUUUGGAUUCAUUCGCUGUUCUCAAAUGGGCAUGUAAAAGAGGCAUGUUCAUACUGUAUGGACAUGAUGGAUGCAGAUGUAAUGCCAAAACCAGAAACUUUCGCAAAGCUUAUGCGUGGCUUGAGAAAGUUAUACAACAGACAAAUUGCAGCAGAUAUCACAGAGAAGGUGAGAAAGAUGGCUGCAGAUAGACAUACAACUUUCAAAAUGUAUAAACGAAGAGGUGAAAGGGAUUUAAAAGAAAGGGAUAAGACUAAAACCGAUGGGAGAAAGAGGAGGGCUCGUAGACGCAAAUGGGGUGGCGUCCAUAACGGAUCCAGCAUUUAGUUUCAAUGUGAAUUGUAGAUGAGCACUGACUUACAGAGAUUACUGCUGAAACUGUAGAAUCUUCACAGUGUAACUUUUAGAAGAUUUGGUUGACAGAGUAAGUGAACAAAAAAGCGACAUUUCCUGGUAAAAUGUAAAGAUGAGCGGUAGGGGCUAUGAGUAUCUGCUAAAGAAUCACAGGCAUUUGAGCAUCCUAUAUGCUACUAACAAGGGAUAAAUGUCAAGUGCGCAUUUGUGUCACUAAGGUAUGCUUCUAAUAUUUAGUUCAUAUUGCUAGCUCUUGCAUACAUAUGAUGUGAAAAUCGUAAGUUGGCAUGAACUCCAUGGACUUGAAAUUUGACAACAAACUUUAAAAUAUUCCGUGGGAUUCUAAAUUAAGUUUAUAAAAGAGUAGAAUAUCAUGUUUUAUACAUUGAAUUCCGAAAUCAACAAUGCGAACUUUAGGUAUUUUAAACCUGAAACCCAACAAACAAUGUCAAGUCAAAUAUUGAAACUCUAAACUUGAUUUAAAAGUAGAAAGAAAGACCUUAACUAAUAUUUAGAUGGUUGAAACCAAUUUGAAGUAUACAAAACACCCUAUAUACUCUCUGUCCAUAUGAAUAUUUAAGUCUCUAAUUCUACUUUGGUAAAUCGGAUCAGGAAAUUUCGAGAUGUUUGGAGUUAUAUUUCUUUACAUUUUCCAGAUUGAUGCUUGUUACUAUCAAAUGGCAAGUACAAGAGAUGACAAUUUUACAAUUGCUAGUACCGUAAAAUUCUUAUAAUCAGCGCUCUCACCUAAUAUUUAUUACAUUUUGUCAGAAAUCAAGUAAUUUUCACCUGGUUUUUAUACAUGAGAAUGUUGUAUAUGAAAAGAUCAGAAGUACAUUCAUGUUGAAAUGUUGCAGUGGAAAGAUAUUGUUAUUAAUUACUGUGCUAAUGAUAUGGAAGAAUAAUUUAAAAUA
Messenger RNA from Mercurialis annua (annual mercury), 3300 nucleotides. Its product is annotated as pentatricopeptide repeat-containing protein At3g49730. The transcript is spliced from 3 exons. NCBI's taxonomy places the organism in Eukaryota, Viridiplantae, Streptophyta, Magnoliopsida, Malpighiales, Euphorbiaceae. Gene Ontology annotation, molecular function: protein binding. The coding region runs from base 458 to 2359 and encodes 633 amino acids. The record is from RefSeq and is a predicted model, not a curated record.